This is a messenger RNA of Tarenaya hassleriana, 2246 nucleotides long. RefSeq names its product protein LURP-one-related 14. The record is from RefSeq and is a predicted model, not a curated record. The transcript is spliced from 3 exons. Lineage: Eukaryota; Viridiplantae; Streptophyta; Magnoliopsida; Brassicales; Cleomaceae. Bases 1407 to 2018 code for a protein of 203 amino acids.
CUGAGGAUUAGUUUCUGAAAUUGCAUAUAUAAUAUUUGUGUAUUCUAGUCCAGGGCCUGAAGUCGUGGCUCAACAGUACCUCCUAACCCUUGUGAAGUCAAGAAUAAGAAAAUCCACGGAACGCUGGAUGAAUAUAGCCUGUGUUCUUACUGAAAUGAUUUCUUUCGAGCAAGGUUCCUUUUGCAAGGCAUCUGCAAGGUUCUUCAACUGUACUGUAAAAGUCCACUCUGCAUUAGAUUUUUGCAUGUGAAACAAAACACGGGCCUUCUAAACCGAACAUUUUCUUGUGGCCCCGUGAAAGGGACGAUAAUGAUGUUGUUAGCAAUAGUUGAUAGCUGAUACUAAACACAAAGUUUAGGUAGUGUAUACACAGCAGCAACUGAAGAAGUGUUUCUGAACGCCUUUUUAUUUGACCUCCAUUUCUGAUCGAGUCCUGCCAGAUACGAGGAAAUGUUUAGGCUUGUUAUCAGGUUUGUUGCCAAUUUCUACAGUAGAAUGCUCUGUCGUGUUCUUUGCAAGUUAUUUCCAGCAUUUUGAUGCCCUGUUCAGAUACAGCAGCCCGUGAUAAUCUCAGAGCAAGCAGAGUUAUAUUCCUGAACUUCCAUCUCGAGUUAGCCAGGUAUCUUUUCCAUUACCUUGUGCGUGAAUUAGUAUUAAUUCUGUGAUUCUAUCUUAGUCCGUAUAUUUUCUAGGUUUGCAUCUUAAAAACCCGAUUGUAUCAUCUUCUGUUCCUAAGGAAGUAAUUCUUGCAGCGGUUAAAAGGGCAAAAGUUCACGAGAAGAAGAACUAUGCAAAAGCAGAUGAACUUCACAAAAAUAUGCAUGUCUCUCUUAUCUGAUAGACUUCCUUAGUGUUUUCGGUUUCUUAUGCAGGAAAUAAUGCUUGCGAAAAGGUCUAGUGUGUCAUUAUAUUGUUGCCUAUGAUAAGCGUAUGGUGCUCGAAUAGGUAAGAUUGAUAGACCUUAAGCGUAUAGUGAUAACCUAUGAUUCAAGGCUUCUAGAAAGAUCCCUGAAACUGCUGGAUUUACGUGUAACUGUAUAAACUGUAUAUUGAGUAUAUGUGUUUGAUGCUUUUGACAACAAAGAACGUUUGUAUUCACCUAGUAACAACAAUUGCUUAGUUGUCUUGUUGAUUUGUCGUAUCUUCUAAAUUUAAGGGUGUUGGUUUAUUUUUGGGUUUAUCAAUCUGGGGUUGAGAAUGAAAGUCUGUUUCUUUGCCAAAGAAAGUAAACCAAACCCUGCAAAAUCUGUUUCCAUUGAAUAUUUUUCGAUAAUGUGACUUAGAUUGAUAUUCUGCAUCAGGAAGGAUUAUUAAGGGCUCUAAAGGCAGGGCCCUUCAUAAUCGUGUGCUCUUCGAAUUCUCGAAACCCUGAGUUUUCCGAAAGAGGAAUUCAGGGCGGCAUAACGAUGCCAAAGAAUAACGGGACAGAAUGGGAAGUAGGAGAUCCGACGAUAAGCGUAGUGGGCGAGCAAUUCUGCAAUCCAUACCCAAUGGAGCUGAUUGUGAAGAGAAAGGUUCAUAACUUCUCGAGAGAUCACUAUGAAGUAUUUGAUCUCAGCGGAAAUCUCCUCCUUCAGAUCGAGGGACAGGCUUGGGGAUUCAACCGCAAAAGGGUCAUGCGCGAUCCUGCUGGUUUCACCAUCCUCACCAUGCGCCAAAAGGGAAUCACAUUGAAGAACAAAUGGGAGGUGUACGGAGGGGAUAGCAAGGAUCGAGAAGAUAUGCUCUUUGUAGCAAGGCAAACGCAGGCGAUGACUCUGAAGACGUCUCUCGACGUUUUCUUGCCCGACAAUCUCAAGAGGGCCGUUUGCGAUUUCCGUGCUUCGGGUGGAUACUCCAAUAUCUCCUUCAAGGUCUUCAAAUCCGACUCUCUCAUCGCCGGGGUGACUCAUAAAUUCUCAUGGGGGAGCUUCUGCAAGGGCAAGUACAAUUUCAGGGUUAGAGUCAAUCCAGAGGUCGAUUACGCGUUCAUCGUCUCUUUGCUUGUCAUCGUCGACGACAACGAGAACUUGUGUUGAUCACACAUGUCACCAUUAUAUAUACUCUAAUUACCCAUUCGCCUUUUUUUUUUUGGGUGUAUCGUUGGAGUUUUUAACUUGUAGAUCUUGUCCCUAGUUUUUGUCCCUCCCGUUCUGUUUGUUUGGUUCCAAAAUGGUUACAAUCUGUUUCGCCUGCUGUGUAAAGAAAACCGUUGUGAAAAUGUACCAGUCUUGGUCUGCCUGAAAAUAAUUUUCGUUGUUAUGUUC